Molecule: messenger RNA, 3390 nt
Organism: Myotis daubentonii (Daubenton's bat)
Lineage: Eukaryota; Metazoa; Chordata; Mammalia; Chiroptera; Vespertilionidae
Gene: SLC23A3
Product: solute carrier family 23 member 3
Biological process (GO): transmembrane transport
Cellular component (GO): membrane
Molecular function (GO): transmembrane transporter activity
Source: RefSeq, a predicted model, not a curated record
UCAUAGGUUUCCAUUCCAAACUUCCCUUCAUCCCUGCUCCCAGCACCCUGGGCUCACUAACGCUGCCCAACUUGGGUGCAUGGGGCAUGGAUGGUGACUGUGCCAUGUUUGGGGUUGGCCAUGACUGUUGAAAGUUCUGGGUGAGCACCACCCUUGUAGUUUCUGAAUCACAUCUUGAGAGAGAGGCCAAGCCACGUAUCCAGCAAAGCCCCAUCAGCUUCUUGAGGGCAAGCCCCAAGGACACCUAUGAAUCCUGGCUUCCAAUCCAGUCUGUCACGUGGUGGUAGUUGGUGUUAAGAGCAGUCCCAAGCUGGGUUAUCAUUGGAAGAAGGAAAACCUUUCUGGGCAGCUGGACUGAGGGUAUUUGGGACUGCUUACGAUCACUCAUAGCAGGAGUCUACUGCCUGCCUUCUGGGGGGCAUUUUGGAAAUGUAUGAGGCACUUUUUGCUGCAAAAAUUUGAAGGUAUGCUACUGGCAUUUCGUUGGCCUCGGCAGAAUGCUAGAUAUCCUGAGAUGCUCGGGACACCGCUUAUUACGCAGAAUUCCCAAGAUGACUUUGGAGUGACCGGCUGCACAUCCUGCAUAGGAAAACCCUGUUCAUCUUGGACUCUAGAACUAUCUAACUUCACACGUAAACACAACGCCCUUUUGGCACAUUUUAAAAAAGACUCCGUUUUCUAGGAAAGCACCUCCUUGCAAAUUAAACAUUACUUUGCUUUAGCACUUUACCAUGAACUUUGUCACUACUUCGGAGCAUCAGGUCACCAAGGACAGCACUGCCUGUCAUCUGGUCCAUGAGUCCACGGGAAAGGACCAGUGUCGGCAUUGUGGCUACUGCAUCCACAGGGAUUCAUAUGGGGGUGGGGACUGGAUCACUUCACUGCCUUCUCUUUCCGUUGGGCCCAAACUUUCACAUAAUGAAAUACCUUUUAUCAUAAAUUAUUUUUAUUUCUCCUUUAUAUUACCGUGAGGACGUUACAUAGGUUGUCAUGUAUGUCAUUCAUUACCCAUCCAUUACCUUUUAAGGUAGUCCAAGGGCUUUGACCCUGGAAGGGUACAGGACUGUAGUGUAAUGAUGGUUCUAAAUUGCGGUGGAGAGGAGGGAAUAGAGUCUAAAAUCUUCCCAGGUUAUUUUCUAGAUCUCCUCACCCCUCUUAUCCUGCUUUACAGAGACUGGAACAAGGGAUCUACAUGGAGAUUCUUGGGGGAGGAGUCCAGAACAUGGCUCCCAGUUAAUGGAUGAUGGAAUUUGCACAAGAACUGGGCAAAGGUGAAAGGGCUGUGUCCUCUCCCAAAUCUCUCAUUCCUUCGCUCUGCUUCAUUGGCACUCCAACCACCUCCCCACUCCAGGCAGCCAAACUCUGACUUCAGCCAAACUCUGACCUCUUACUCUACUUAAUUCUGGCUCAGGGCAGUCAACACAAGACGAAAGGCAGGACAGCAUGAGCCGAUCACACCCCCAAACCAUCCAACUCAGAUCUGUGGGCUCCCAACGAACCCGGGCUCCCCUGUCUCCACAGCUUGCUGUCCAGAAUCCCUCCUCCCACUCUUGGGCGUCUCUAAGUGGGCCUCCUCCCUGGGCCCUCGGCUGUCUUCUGGCUUUGCAGCAUAUUUUGGUCCUGGCUUCUCUCCUCUGUGCCUCGCACCUGCUUCUGCUUCGAAGUCUCCCCGCAGGAGGACUCUCUUACUCCCCUGCCCACCUCCUGGCCUCCAGCCUCUUUGCAUGUGGUGUGUCUACCACCCUGCAAACUUGGAUGGGCAGCAGGCUGCCUCUUGUCCAGGCUCCAUCUUUUGAGUUCCUUGUCCCUGCUCUGGUGUUGACCAACCGGAAGCUGCCUCUGGCCAUCCAGCAACCUGGAAACUCCUCCCACCUGCUGCACCCGUGUGAGGGGCCUGGCUGCCAUAGCCUGGAGCUCCGGGACACUUCUCUCCAAGAGGUGUCUGGGGCAGUGGUGGUGUCUGGGCUGCUACAGGGCAUGCUGGGACUAUUGGGGGCUCCUGGCCACUUGUUCCUUCACUGCGGACCCCUGGUACUGGCCCCCAGCCUGGUUGUGGCAGGGCUCUCUGCCCACAGGGAGGUGGCCCUGUUCUGCUCCGGUCACUGGGGGCUGGCCUUGCUGCUUAUCCUGCUCAUGGUGGUCUGUUCUCAGCACCUGGGCUCCUGCCAGUUACCUCCAUGCCCCUGGAGGCCAGCUUCAACCUCUUCAACUUGCACUCGAAUCCCUGCCUUCCGGCUCCUCUCGGUGCUGGUCCCAGUGGCCUGUGUGUGGAUCAUCUCUGCCCUCCUGGGUCUCAGCGUCAUCCCGCUGGAGCUGUCUGCCCCCACUGAGGCACCGUGGUUUUGGCUGCCUCACCCAACUGAGUGGGUCUGGCCCUUGCUGACACCCUGGGCUCUGGCUGCAGGCAUCUCCAUGGCCUUGGCAACCUCCAUCAGCUCCCUGGGCUGCUACGCGUUGUGUGGCUGGCUGCUGCAUUUGCCUUGUCCACCUCCACAUGCCUGCAGUCGAGGGCUGAGCCUGGAGGGCCUGGGAAGUGUGCUGGCUGGGAUGCUAGGGAGCCCGUUAGGCACUGCAUCCAGUUUCCCCAAUGUGGGCACAGUGAGUCUUAUCCAGGCUGGAUCUCAGCGAGUGGCCCACUUGGUGGGGCUGCUCUGUGUGGGGCUUGGGCUCUCCCCGAGGCUGGCCCACCUCCUCACCACCAUCCCGCUGCCUGUUCUUGGUGGCGUGCUGGGCGUGACCCAGGCUGUGGUUGUGUCUGCUGGAUUCUCCAACUUCCACCUGGCUGACAUUGACUCUGGGCGGAAUGUUUUCAUUGUUGGCUUCUCCAUCUUCAUGGCCCUGCUGCUGCCGAGAUGGCUUCGGGAAGCUCCCGUCCUGCUGAGCACAGGCUGGAGCCCCCUGGAUGUGUUACUUCACUCGCUGCUCGCAGAGCACAUCUUCCUGGCGGGCCUUUUGGGUUUCCUCCUAGAGAACACCAUUCCUGGCACACGGCUUGAACGAGGCCUAGGUCAAGGGCUACCGUCCCCUUUCACUGCCCAAGAGGCUUGGGUGCCUCAGAACUCCAGGGAGAAGGCUGCUCAAGAGUAUGAGCUUCCUCCUCCCCUCCAAAACUUGUGUCCCUGCAUCCCUCAGCAGGCCCGUUGCCUCUGCCCAUUGCCUGAAGACCCUGGGAAUGAGGAAGGAGGGCCUGCUGAGCCAGGAGAGACAGCCGACCUGCUGCCUGGUUUUGGGGAGCAGUACCCCCGGUCUAGCAGAGGAGAACUUAGGCCCCAUUAAUUCCAGGAUUCAUACUUCCGCUCUGGUUAGAUUGCUCUAUCUCCCAGCUUGCUGGAGAGUCAGCUCCCAGGUUCUACUUUCUCUUAGGGAGUGUGUGUGUGUGUGUGUGUGUGU